AGGUUUAGCCGCAGAAGAGUCUUUCUCGUCUAUUUUCAGAUUUUCUCACCCAGUUCCCGGGAAAAGAACCAGUCCGAGAAGAUGGAUUUGGUUUCUCGGUCGAACCUUCGUUUCCCGGGAAUUUCAGCUCCGCUUAGUUCCCACACGACCAGUUCUGUCUCCGUCAAUAGUUCUAGUUCUCCGGCGAGGUUUGGCUAUCCCUUUCCAUUUCGUCGGCCUCCGAAGUUGUCCUUGGUGAUUAACGCGAAGAAGAAGAAGUCGAGCGAUGCACAACCCGUGUCGGCUCCGAGACCGAACAUAGUCGAGGAAUUACCGGAUGACGAAGAUGAAGACGAAGAGGACCAAGUUCUUCUUGAUGAUUUCGAAGAAGAGUUGCAAAUGGAUGAUGAUGAUGAUGAUGAAGACUUUUACGUGGAAGACGAGACCGAGCUCUAUAUGGGGGAUGGAGGUGGUGGAGGAGGUGUAAAGCUUGCUGGUACAUGGUGGGAUAAGGAAGCUUUUACAAUCGCUGAGUCAGUUUGCGAGUCCUUUGAUGGCGAUUUGGGCAUUUAUGCCUUCAAGUCUCUGUUGAAUUCCACCAUACAAGUCCGUAUUGAGCGGCUCACCAACAGGUCUGGUUCACCAACCAUGGAAGACAUUGAAGCAUUCUCGACAACAUACAGGGCACGCUUGGAUGAAGCUGAGCUUGCCAAGUCCAUUCCCGACAACAUCUCUCUAGAGGUCUCAUCGCCUGGUGUGGAGAGAGUGAUACGGAUCCCACAGGACCUGGACCGGUUCCAGGACAGGGCAAUGUACGUUAAGUACGUGACCGAGGAGGCCGAGACCGACGGUAUAUUCAGGCUCGUGUCGUAUGACGUGGACGCGGAAAUCUGCAUCUGGGGAAUUGCAGAUGUGAGAGUGAACCGAGAAAAAGCCGGUAAAGGAAGGCCCUUGAACAAGAAACAGAGGGAAUGGCGUCUCGAGACAUCCUUCGACUCCUUGCGAUUAGUCCGUUUGCAUUCUGAAUGUUGAUAAUUAAACAUGAUUAUAAUAUAAUUGUAAUAAAAAUAUUAGUUGCUAAUAACAUCCAAUGUGAGAUUACAAAAAUAUUAUCUUCUUUGUACA
This is a messenger RNA of Tarenaya hassleriana, 1104 nucleotides long. RefSeq lists its product as uncharacterized. The record is from RefSeq and is a predicted model, not a curated record. The transcript is spliced from 5 exons. Gene Ontology annotation, biological process: ribosomal small subunit biogenesis. Lineage: Eukaryota; Viridiplantae; Streptophyta; Magnoliopsida; Brassicales; Cleomaceae. Bases 82 to 1011 code for a protein of 309 amino acids.